AUGAAUUCCACCGAUGAGAUAACAUGUUUCUUCAUGGAAGUAUAUUGGACAAAGACAGUACACGAUGUCACAGUGAGUGUCAUAUCAUGUCUACUUAGCAGCAUCUUUGCGCUGUCUGCAGUAUUUGGAAAUGGAAUCGUCAUGUUCGUAAUCUGGAAGAAACGAGAACUUCAUUCGCCAUCGUUCGCUCUGUUAUUUUUUUUAGCAUCGUCUGAUUUUCUUGUGGGAUUUGUUGGCCAGCCCUCAUUCGUUGCCUACAAGGUAGCGGAGAGUCUCAAAAAAUUCAACGCGUAUUGUAACUUGCGAAUGAUUGAGUUCUUUUGUGGAUGGAUAACUUCGAGUGUGUCCUUUAUCAUCCUUGGUGCAGCUUCUGUCGACCGACUCCUCGCCUUAACGCUUCACUUGCGAUACAAAAGCACGAUCACAGUGUGCCGCAUUACGAUAGCCAUGAUAGCAGUGUGGGUUUUUUGCUGUAUUGUCACUAUUUUGAAGUUUUGGGUUCGAAACUGGGUCAUCAUUCCGGUUUCUUUUGUUGUUGUGAAUAUUUUUUCAUCCACAUUUUGCACGUGGAAGAUAUAUCAAAUUGCACGAAGACAUCAAAGCCAAAUAAAUAGCCAAAUUAAAAAAAUAGCUCACUUGAGAAACGUACGAAACAGGUCACAAAACAACCCAGUUGAUGCUUUUAAAUGUAAAAAAUCAGCCACUACCGUAAUCUAUCUUUAUGGUAUUAUGCUGAUGUUUUAUCUCCCAUUUAUUGCAGUCAGUGCUGUAGAAGCGAUUCAAGGCUAUACGUGGUCGAUAAAAAUCGCUUAUGAUUAUGCUACAACGAUUGUAUUCAUAAACUCGUCGGUAAAUCCUUUUAUUUACUGCUGGAGAAAUUCGCAAGUACGCCGAGCCAUAAAAAACUAUUUGAGAAAGCUGAGUUUUCGUGAUAAUUCAGGUACAGCUGGGGGAACUGUACAUUCUAAUUAAAAUUAAACAUGAUUCAGUUUGAUGAUUGUCUGACUACAGAUGC
Molecule: messenger RNA, 1015 nt
Organism: Pocillopora verrucosa
Lineage: Eukaryota; Metazoa; Cnidaria; Anthozoa; Scleractinia; Pocilloporidae
Product: melanocyte-stimulating hormone receptor-like
Biological process (GO): G protein-coupled receptor signaling pathway
Cellular component (GO): membrane
Molecular function (GO): G protein-coupled receptor activity
Source: RefSeq, a predicted model, not a curated record